Drosophila grimshawi is the source of this 2179-nucleotide messenger RNA. RefSeq names its product phosphatidylinositol 3-kinase regulatory subunit gamma (gene Pi3K21B). Gene Ontology annotation, cellular component: phosphatidylinositol 3-kinase complex. NCBI's taxonomy places the organism in Eukaryota, Metazoa, Arthropoda, Insecta, Diptera, Drosophilidae. Gene Ontology annotation, molecular function: 1-phosphatidylinositol-3-kinase regulator activity. The transcript is spliced from 4 exons. The coding region runs from base 239 to 1831 and encodes 530 amino acids. Gene Ontology annotation, biological process: insulin receptor signaling pathway; phosphatidylinositol phosphate biosynthetic process. The record is from RefSeq and is a predicted model, not a curated record.
UAUGCGUAUGUGUAUGUGUAUGUAGUGUAUGCGUAUGUGUUGCCUCCGAGUUUCUCAGUUGAUUCGCGAAAUUGAGAAUAGAAAGAUGGUGCUCGGUAAAUUGUAAGCGUGAAAAAAAUAAGUAAAUAUAUAUAAAUACACCAUAAAAAGAAAUAUAUAUUCUGGCGAAAAAAUUGGCUAAAGCAAAUCUCCAGUUAAUAUAGUUUUUGUUGGCCAACGACAAAAGCAACAAAUCAGAAUGCAUCCCUCACCGAUGCACUACUCAACGAUGAGGCCACAGGCGCCGGCGUCUAUGGUACACGAUCCGAAAAAGGAUGAGCUGCGCACUGCUCCCUGGUAUUGGGGCAGCAUAACGCGCGAGCAGGCAAAAAACAUAUUGUUCGGCAAGCCCGAUGGCAGUUUUUUGGUACGCGAUGCGCAGGCAAAGAAGGGCGAAUACACGUUAACCCUGAUGAAGGAUGGCAACGAAAAACUGAUCAAGAUCUGUCGAUUAAAGAAUAACAAGUAUGGCUUUGUGGAUAACUUUCAGUUUGCCAACGUAGUCGAUAUGAUCAACUAUUAUAUGAGCAACUCCCUGAAGAUCUACAAUAAGACGCUAGACAUAACGCUGAGCAAUCCGAUAAUAUGCCCCUACUACGAUGAUUCGCAGCCACAGGGUGAUCUACGCUUGUGGAGCGACGAAUUUAUACGCUGCUCGCAACUGUUGUUGCAACAGGAACAGGCACUCGAUCAGAAGAAGACCUCUUUCAAUGCGAUUAGGGAGGAGUUGGCCGAAAAGCAAUUGCAUCAGAGUGUUUUUGGUAAUGCGGACACAAUGUUUCGCAGUCAAAUCACAUUGAUUGAAUCGUUCAUAAAUACGGGCGUUGUACCACCGGGUGGAGCACCGCCGGGUGCACCAAAUGCCACGGCUGCACAAUGUUCGCGUCAGGAGGUGCAACAACAUAUGCGCGACAAUUUGAAGCACAUGACUGAUCAUCUGCAUGUGAUGCAUGUGAAAAUGGAGCGACUCAAUCAGGAGAUUAAAUCCCUGAAGGAGGAGCAACAGUUGUUGGAGCGUCAAAUCAAUGCCACAAAGCCGGAGUUGCAGCAAUUGCAAUUGUGCAAGGACAAACACAUUGAGCGCCUGAAAGGCUGUAAUCUCACCGAUGAGGAUCUGAACGUAAUACUGGAGGUGGGCUUCGAUAAAUGGCAGCACAAUUUCGAGAAGGCCUCCAAUCAGCCGCAUCGCGACGAAUCGCUCUGGUUCAUCAAGGAUGCCAAGCGUCAUGAUGCCGCCGAGUUGCUGAAGGGUGCACCCACCGGAACAUUCCUGAUCCGGGCACGCGAUGCUGGCCACUAUGCGCUCUCCAUUGCCUGCAAGGGUGGCAUUCAUCAUUGCAUCAUCUUUCAGACGGAGAGCGGUUUGGGUUUCGCUGCACCCUACAACAUUUAUCCGACGCUCAAGCAUCUUGUGGAGCAUUAUGCCAGCAAUUCGCUGGAGGAACACAAUGAUACGCUGACAACAGUGAUGAGGAUUCCCGUGCUCUUUUGGACACAAAACAAACAGCAUAUAUUGGAGCAAAUGCAGGAGGAUCUGGAAUUGGAGCAGCUGGAAAUGGAGCAGGAAAGAGAACGUGCCGAACAGGAGGCGGCAGCGCUGAUGCCACCGCCAGCACCAACAUCCACAACAGCAACAUCAUCAUCGACGACGACGACAAGUGCACCAAUACCCACGACAAGAUCAAGGGAGCAUACCAGUCACGAUACCGUCGAUGCAUCAUCGUUGGUCAGCAGUGAAACGGAAACGCCACCAGCUUCCAUAUCGCCAUCAAAUUUUAGCACAUCUCUAUAGAUGCGAACACGAAUCCAAUCUCCAUCUCCAUCAGGCCUGCUGCUGCUCCACCAACUCCUGUCCUGUCAUGUCCUGUCUUGUAUUGUCUGUCCCAGCCUAGCUAUCUCUCAUAGGAAUCCCCCCCGCCCCUCUAAUGCUAUCUCUCUUAACUAUUAUAUACAUAUAUCUAUAUAUUUAUAUUUAAUAACAAGAAACGAAAUAAUUUUUUCGCUCGGAGAAACAGUUCAACUGUGUUAAAAAAAGAGAACCGACGCAAAAACUGCAAACGAAACAGAAACAAGUAAUUUUGGUGAUCAUGUUGAUGUUGUUUAUUAUACACACAUACAUAUAUAUAUAUAUAUAUAUAUA